GGGUGGCGAGCCCAUAAUUAGGCCUGUGAAAGUAGAAGCAGCAGGUGAGUCUGCUCUCAGAAGAAAGCAUCUCUCUGGGUUCAACACCUCAUCGCAGCCUGUGGCCCCUGCUGACCUCUCCAAUUGGCCCCAACGGACCAGUAGGACAGCGACACGCUCAAAACUCUUGUGAGUGAGCGACAGAUUCCAGCUAGAGGCCGUGCCCAUCCAGUGGGCUGCCUUGACAGGGGGUGAGCACCCCAUCACUGGGCGAAUCCAAGCAGCGCUCCCAUGGAGGAAAGUUUAUACUCAGAAUUCUCAAAAUUUCCCAGAAGGCGGCGGUGCUGCAGGAGGGGGAUGCAGCUGGCACUGGUGGGGCUGAUGAUUGCAGCUCUGUGGGCUGGGCUGCUGACUCUGCUUCUCCUAUGGCAUUGGGACACUGUACGCAAUCUGAAACAGCUGGAAGAGGCCGCUGCCCUGAACGUUUCUCAGGUGUCCAAGGACUUGGAAAGACACAAGGGUGAUCAGAUGGCCCAGAAAUCCCAGGCUGCCCAGAUGUUGCAGGACAUGGCAAGAAUCCAAGCUGAACAGAAGAGAAUGGAAUCUCAAGAGUCCGAGCUUUUCCGGAACCUGGAUGGUCUUCGAGCAGACCUGAGCAACUUGAAGUCCCACAGCUUGAAUGAGAGGCACAGGGCCUUGGAUUCACUGGAAAGACUCCAGGAGGAGGUGGAGAAGCUGUGGCUGGAGCUACACGAGUCCAACGGCUCUGGGAUGGAUCUGCUUUCAGCCCAGACCCUGGAAGAGAGGCUGAAACCCACCUUGCCCAUUGUACCCAUGGCACCCACCACGGUGCCCACCACGGUCCCUACCACGACGUCCACCAUGGUGCCCACCACGGUCCCCACCACGAUGUCCACCACGGUCCCCACCACGAUGUCCACCACGGUGCCCACCACGAUGUCCACCACGGUGCCCACCACAGCUGACCCCCUCAGCCUCUCCUCCACCCCAGGCUCCGUGUGCAACACAUGCCCUGAGGAGUGGGUCCAUUUCCAAAGGAAAUGCUACUACUUUGGUGAGACGGCCAAGAAAUGGAUCCAAGCCAAGUACGCCUGCAGCAGUCUGCAAGGGCGGCUGGUCAGCAUCCACGGCCAGGAGGAGCAGGACUUCCUGACCAAACAUGCUCACAUAAGGGGCUCCUGGAUUGGUCUUCGGGACCUGGACAUCGAGGGGGAGUUCAUCUGGAUGGACGAGAAGCCCCUGGACUAUAGCAACUGGCAGCCCGGGGAGCCCAACGACGCGGGCCAGGGAGAGCACUGCGUGAUGAUGCAGGCCUCGGGGCAGUGGAACGACGCCUUCUGCGGCAGUUAUCUAGACUGGGUGUGUGAACGGCUGGCCACUUGCUGAGCAUCUGUUCAGCGCCUCGGCCCUGAUUCCCCUGGGAUGUUUUCCAUGGAUCCUGACAGGACUCUGCCCACCUAAAAGCUACACCCCUCUGCCACUCCCCAAGCUCAAAUAUGGGAAUAUCCGGACCCUAAGAACCCCCAGUUAUGGCCUGGAUGCCUCUUUUGUGGCCAAAGUGUCCCCAUGAUGUCUUUUCCAGCCCAAAUGGUAGAAGCUGGCUGGUCCCCCAGGUCCCACCAACAUCCCAGAGGGCCUGGCCCUCGCUCCUCAGCCCGAAUGGUCAUCACUUCCCUGUCCUCCGUUGCUUGGAGUUCCCACUUUGAGAACCCCCUGCCUGUGAGCUGGAGGCUACAAGCCCCCUCCCCUCAGGGGUGCAGCCCCUGGCAGCCCCACCCUCCAAGGAGCAGCUGAUAACCCCCUCAGACCCCAGCAUCCUUCCUAUGCCUCCACUCUCCAUCUCCUGAUGCAGCCCCUGUGUCCUGGCAUCAAAGGACAGAGAUCCCCGGCUCAGGCAGCUGGGCACACCCCCCCCACCAUCCUGACCUUCAUGAAUAUCACGGGGUAGCAACAGCCCCUCAAGCUGGCUGGCUCUGGUCCCCAGGCAUAGGAUGUGGGAGCCAGGAAUUUCAGAACCUGGUGCCUGAGGCCACCUCUGAGUCCUGGAACUGAAGUGGCAUUUCUAUCUCCCUGAGUUUGUUUUUUUUUGUUUUUUUUUUUUUUGUUUUUUUUACCCUACUUCAUUACCAGAAGCAUUUGCUAGGGCCUGGAGAUGAGGACUCUGGGAUCCGGGGAGGCCAAGAACACCCCUAGACCCCCAGGAAUACUGUAGGGCCAGGCAGUGGGACCACCCUGAAUCUAGGUCCCUGCCCAGAGCAAGGCCCAGUGCAUAGAAGGCUGGAGAGGCUGCUGGGGAGGUGGCCAGGUCACCUGGUGGUCAGUUCAGGUUCUGAGCUGCCAGCCCCACUCCCUCUCAGGCAGCACCAGCCCCAGCCCCAGGCUUGGCCAGGGUCAGCCCCCCACCCCUGGGAGGCUGUGGAUGGAGGCAGACCAGGAUCUCAGGAUACCCUGGUUAAAUGCCUUGCUGCUACCUCACCCCCAGUCCCUGGCCUAGAAAAGGAAGAGCCAGACAUCCCGUAAUACUUGGGCCCCCUUGAGAAAGAGGAGUCCAUGAGGAGGCACCCAAGCUGGACCACCUAGGACCUGGGAGUCAAGGAUCAGGCCAAACGCCAGCCAGGUGGGGGAGGGAGGGAGGAGGUCACCUUGGGGCUCAGAAUGGGCAGAGACAGAGAUGGUCCUUGGAGCAAAACUUGCUCUCUCCUCCCCACCCCACCCCCAAAUUUCUGUCUCCUCCAGACCCUCGGAACUCCAGGCCAGCCACAGCUGCCUACCUGAGCUCUCCUUGUGGGAACUCACACUCCAGCCUUGCCCAGCCUUGUCUGGGCCACCCUUGCCACUCUUCCUCUCACCACUUGCCUCCUCCAAACCCAUCAGAAAAGGCCAUGGGCUUGGGCAGUCAAGCCACAUUCAAAACCCAUGUACUUUCCACCCUCUCCUGCUACAGCCUUGGAGCAGCCCCCAUCCUCGAUUGCUCAAGUCUCCAUCUUCACUGCCCCCAACCCCCCAAAAGUUUCCUUCCAGCUCAAAGAAAAAGCCAAAAGUCCUACAGGUCCUUUGUGAUCAUGUGAACCCCUCACAUGUGCCAUACCUCCCCAAUUUCAACCACACUAGCCUCCGCACUGUCCUUUCAACAUGUAGGCUCACUCCUGCCACAGGGCCUUUGCACAUGCUGCCUCCCAUGUUAGCUCCUCGCCCCCAUUUAAAAUGACACCUCCUGACUCCCAAUCCCUUAUAUCCUGGCUGUACUUCUUCACUGCAGCAUCUUGUCCUUUCAAUAGAAUGUCUAUUUCAGGAGGGCAAGGGCCUUUGUUUUGUUCUCAGCUGUGUCCCCAGAGCCUGGCACAUAAUAGGCGCUCAAUAAAUAUCUGUCAAAUUAA
Molecule: messenger RNA, 3377 nt
Organism: Phacochoerus africanus (Common warthog)
Lineage: Eukaryota; Metazoa; Chordata; Mammalia; Artiodactyla; Suidae
Gene: FCER2
Product: Fc epsilon receptor II
Exons: 11
Coding region: 271-1386 (371 amino acids)
Molecular function (GO): signaling receptor activity
Source: RefSeq, a predicted model, not a curated record